This is a messenger RNA of Pectinophora gossypiella (pink bollworm), 2274 nucleotides long. RefSeq lists its product as uncharacterized. The transcript has 15 exons. Lineage: Eukaryota; Metazoa; Arthropoda; Insecta; Lepidoptera; Gelechiidae. The record is from RefSeq and is a predicted model, not a curated record. Gene Ontology annotation, molecular function: phosphatidylinositol bisphosphate binding. The coding region runs from base 109 to 2088 and encodes 659 amino acids. Gene Ontology annotation, cellular component: membrane.
AGUUGCCGUUCUAUACGCAGUAUUAUUCCUCAUUCUAUGCAACUUGGUAAUUGCUAGCAGUCGCAGUGUAUCACAUAGCUGUGCGGAUAGCGAUUCAGUGAUAACUAAAUGAUAAGGACACCUACCUCAUACAUUAUCAGUUGGUCGAUACAUCGGCUACUUACCAGUCACAGGUGGACAAUGAUACGCCAACUACCGCCUGAAUUGGAGAAGGUAGCGCGGGAAGAAUUGAAUGAGAACCCAAAACGGCUCCAGGAUGAUUUACAGCAUCUAAAGGAGUGGAUAGCGAAACAACCUCAUUUGAAAGCACGAACAGAUGAUCAAUGGCUGGUAGCCAUACUUCGCGGGUGCAAGUUCAGUUUGGAGCGAGUGAAGAAAAAGUUGGAUCUCUAUUACACUUUGAGGACCACUGCCCCUGACAUCACGCUUCGGAUGAAACCCACAGAUCCCAAAUUUUUGGAUUUCCUGAGAUUAGGGACAUGUGUUAUUCUCCCAAAAGUGGACAACCUGCAACCACGCGUGGUUCUUCUUAGACCUGGGCGGUACGAUCCUGCAGUUAAUCAUAUAGCCGAUGUCAUGUGUGUCCUUUACUACCUGAUUCAGAUAUUAGUCGUAGAAGACGAUACAGCGACAGUGUUGGGCACCAAAAUAGUGACAGACUAUGAAGGGGUCAACAUGAACCACCUGGCGCAGGCCAAUCCUACCUUCAUGAGGAAGAUGAUUGCUGUUAGCCAAGAAUCCAUGCCCCUCCGCUUGAAAGGCAGCCACCAUGUUAACGUUCCAUCGGGAAUUGAAGUGGUUUUCACCCUCGUCAAGACAUUAUUAAGCCAAAAAGCGAACGAAAGAUUAAAAAUGCAUAAAACAAAUGAAGAUCUCUUGAAAUACAUUCCGAAAGAGAUAGUUCCUAAAGAAUAUGGCGGCACAGCCGGCUCUGUAGCUGAACUAUCAGAGUACUGGGCCCAGAAGGUAUUUGAAUACAAAACAUGGAUGGAGUAUGAAGAGACCCUGGGCACAGACGAGUCUAAGAGAGUCGGGGACGCCAAGACUGCCGCAGACAUGUUCGGUGUAGGAGUCCAGGGAUCCUUUAGAAAACUUGAUAUAGAUUAUGAUAAAAGUAUAAAAGAAUUUAAAGGACAAGGUAUAAGAGUUGACAAAAUGACUAUCCGGCCCCUACCUGCCUCCCUGCAGAAAAAGGCCGAGAAGGAAGUCAACGAAGAUCCGAAGAGAUUAGCUGCAGAUUUAGUGGCUUUGAGGGAAUGGCUUAGUAAACAACCACAUUUAGAAUCCGUUCAACCUUCGGACCAAUGGCUCGUAGCAUUUUUACGUGGAAGCAAAUUCAGUUUGGAAAGAAGCAAAGAAAAAUUCGACAUGUAUUAUACAUUAAAAGCUUUAGUACCGGAAUUCUUCUCUAAUAGAGAUCCAUUGGAUGAAAGAAUACAGGGAAUACUUAAAUUAGGAGUAUUUUUGCCGGUGAAGAACGUGAAGGACGCGGAUUCAUCUCGCGUGUGUAUUGUGAGGGUGGGCGUGUUCGACCCGAGCAACUACCACCUGGCCGACCUGAUCAAAGUGGCGUUUAUGGUCACUGAGAUUCUCAUGCUGGAAGACGAUAACUUCACCAUCAUUGGCGAGGAUGUCAUAGUGGACAUGCAGGGUGUAGGGGUGAACAUCCUGAGCCAGUGGACCCCAGCGUUGGCCAAGAAGGUGAUCACCAGCUUCGAGAAGGCUUUGCCGGUGCGGGUGAGGAGCAACCACAUGCUGAACACGCCAACAGGGUUCGAAGCCGCCUAUACCGUCUUCAAAGCAUUUCUUGGCGAGAAGCUGAAGAAAAGAAUCCAAGUGCACAAUCAGAAGUACACGAGCAUGCACAAGUCAAUACCCAAGUCAGUAUUACCCAAGGAAUAUGGGGGAGAUGAUGGCACGGUUCAAGAAUUAACAGAUCAUUGGAGGGAAAAGGUGGAAAGUUAUCGAGACUGGUUCUUGAAAGAAGAAAAUUCGCGUUCCGAUGAAUCCAAGAGACCAGAGAUGCCCAAAACUACGUCUGCUCUCUUUGGCGUUGAAGGCUCCUUUAGAAAGUUGGAAGUUGACUAGUUUUUCUUUUAUUUUUAUCAUUUACCUACCUGUUUACUGAAUAUGUAAAAGUGUUUUAUUUAUAAAUGUCGUGUGAAGAUAAUAUUGGUGCAUUACUUACUUUAAAAAGUACAUACCUACUUACCCUCAUUACUGACAAAUAAAUAAAUAUACUCGUCUUACCCACUAAUAAAGUACCUCCCUAAU